This is a messenger RNA of Magallana angulata, 2534 nucleotides long. Its product is annotated as circadian locomoter output cycles protein kaput-like. The transcript is spliced from 10 exons. The coding region runs from base 76 to 2343 and encodes 755 amino acids. NCBI's taxonomy places the organism in Eukaryota, Metazoa, Mollusca, Bivalvia, Ostreida, Ostreidae. The record is from RefSeq and is a predicted model, not a curated record. Gene Ontology annotation, biological process: regulation of transcription by RNA polymerase II. Gene Ontology annotation, molecular function: RNA polymerase II transcription regulatory region sequence-specific DNA binding; protein binding; DNA-binding transcription factor activity, RNA polymerase II-specific.
UAAUUUUCGUAUUUUCAUGAUGUAAGGUUCGCGAUAUUUUAGGGUUAUUGUAGCAAAGCCUAGACAAGGAUAAAAAUGGAGAAAACUCCGGCCUCAGCAAAACCCGGAAAUUCCUCAUCUUCCAAAAUUGAUCCAAGCUUUAAAUCCAAGAGGUACAGGGAUAAGCUACGGACAGAAAUUAAAGCAUUGGAGUGCCUUAUUCCCGUGGACAGGUCGUCUCUUCACCGGAAGUUGGACAGUCAGACGGUCUUCCGGCUUGUCAUCUCCUUCCUCAGAAUCAAGCUCCUCUUCAAAGCAUAUGAAAAAUCCAAUACUUUAUUACAAACUGGAGAACCCAAUGAUGAAGCGUCACAUCCAAGUGCAGAACAAUUCUUUUGCGGAAGAAACAUAUUUCAGAUACUUGAUGGGUUUGUGUUAGCUGCAACUACAGAUGGGACAGUGUUAUAUGCAUCGGAUAAUGUUUUACAAUAUCUAGGAUUUAACCAGGUGGAUUUGAUGCACCGCUGCCUGUACGGCAUUGUGCACCCUGAUGACCACGACAACAUGAAGAGUGUACUGGAGCGGCACGGCACGGCAUCCGUACAACAGAUGACCAACGAUCUUCUUUCUGAGAGCGAGAAGGUGUCGUUUGUCUGUCGAAUGAAGUGUUUCAACGGGACCUCAGCUGGAUACCUGAAAAUUCACAGCUCUGGCAAAAUUGAAAAUAUUCCUGAACUUUCGUUGAAAAGUAAUCAAAACCCACCACAAAUCAUGCUUCUUUUUUGCCAACCAUUCAUGCUGACCGGAAGUGACCUCACAAAUGAUGUGAAACAAAACGUAUUCUGGAGUAAACAUGAUAUGGACCUCACAAUCCGCGAGUUGGACAAAAAGGCAUACGACAUUAUAGGAUACAGCGCAGAUGAACUCAAUGACGUCACUUUAUACAAAUAUGUCCAUCCAGAAGAUCUCGUGACGUUUGCAGCAUGUCACAAAACUUUGAUGGAGAGUACAGAAGUACAGACGAUGUAUUUCCGGAUAGAAACGCGGAAUGGGAAGUGGAUUUGGCUGCACAGCAGAGGAAAAGUGAUCAGCAAAAACUCCAAGAAGUUCUCCAUCGUCUUCACGCACUGUCCCGUCAGGGAAGAAGACAGUACAUUUCUACAGCAAGAAACGGCGCUCCGUCAGCGAUACGCCAUUGGUGACCUUCAAUUCUUUAUCCAGAAUGGACACUACAGCAGCGGUGGCCAUAGAUCGGACUCUGAGGGCAACAAUGAAGACAUUCACGGUAUGCAGAAAGUCAGCAACUUCUGCACGCCACACAUGGGGUUCACUGAGGAUGUGUCCCUGUCCUUUUAUACGCCAUUGGUCACGUGUCCCUCCAGUUGGCACAUGCUCUCUGACCGCCAUUCCCCAGUCUUGCCGUCAACGCAUGUAGCUCACAAAAUUACUCAACGCGAGAAGCAGCUUCAGUUUCAGGAGUUCAAGCGACGACAGCAGAUCGAGAAGGCUGUGAUAAAAACAGAGUACAAUGUCUACACUACCCCUCCCCAGAAUUCUUGCCAGCAGCAGUUUACCGCGCAUGCGCCCCCUGUUGAACCUUUUGUGUCUUUCAAACCAUGUGGCAAUGACGUUCAGAUGAUAAAAGCCGAACCACGUGAUAAUUUUUACACGAAUUGUGGUCACGUUAUAAACUAUCCUAAUGUCAAUAAAAACUACCAUCAUGUCCCGUCACCGGUUUACAUGAAUCCUAGCGACCCACCAUCUCAACAACAUUGGAAUACGAUGGGCCCGCCGAAUUAUCCCAACGUUCCGCCCAAUGUCAAUGUCUAUAACUUCCCACCGUCUCCACCAAAUUCACCCCAAAGAUUACCAAAUUACCCAUACCAGAUUUAUCACAAUCAAGUUCAUGAAAAACCCAAUGCAUCGUUCGUUCAUUCACCAAUAAACUGUUUGCCAAAUCAGUAUGACCAAUGUCAAAUUAACGGAAUUCCCAAUAACCAACCUACCCAACCAAUCCACCACAUACCAAACCAGUACUUUUCGAACGGUUACAUGAAAUCUGACAAAGGGGUUAAGUUCUCCGUUCGUUGCAAUGCUCCCCAGCAGACCCCUCACUUUUCUCAGCAGGGGCCAAAUAUAGGGGUUUUCCAGGAUGCCAGUAACUACGCCAUCACGACCAUUGCUGGACAGUCUUGUUCUAUGCCACACAGGUUUGGUCCAGACGAGAGAGUGGAGUACGACAUCGAGGCCUCCAUUCACAUGAAGAUUGUGGAAAACCCCAGGAACAGGCGAGGAACGCACCUCAAAGGGGACGUGGAUCUUCCAUCCAUUGGGAGUUUUCUGGAAUAUUUGAACGACUCUUAAUUUGUGAAAGCAUUUAUAUAAUUAGCGCAGCCCGUCCAAAAAUCGUCUUGCCAUAUUUAUUAAUUCUUGUAAAUUAACGAGAAUUCAUCUUGUGAUUAAUUCGUAAUAUACAUGCAAACUGAUGAUUAAAGCUAGCUUUCCGAUGUGACUGAAUUAUUGCAUUAAAUAUUUGAAUAAAGAUCCUACCAAUC